This is a messenger RNA of Aureobasidium musti, 4299 nucleotides long. Lineage: Eukaryota; Fungi; Ascomycota; Dothideomycetes; Dothideales; Saccotheciaceae. The record is from the annotation of a GenBank genome assembly.
AUGCCUCUUAUGUCGCGUCGCCGCAGUACUCUGGACAACCUCUUGAGCGACAUCCGUAGUAAUACUCAGGAAGAUGCUGCUCCUCCAAAUUCUGGCUACGCAACCCCUGUGCCUAACACGCACCGUCCCAUGAGUGCUCAAGAUCCCAUUUCUCCCAUGGACGCUCUCAGUCUUGGUCCGCCGUCUCCGCCCAUUCAGACUGCUACUCCGGCUACUGCUCGCUUUAGCAUGCUACGAUGGAGGCACUUUUCCGACGGUCAGCUAUCAGCCAAAGCAAAGCUGCAUGCUGAGGCGGAUAAGACUCCUCCGGUGCCUCAAGUCCCGCUUGAACAUCAAUCGCAAAGUACGAAAUCAAAGAGCCCCUUCAAACGCCAGAUCUCAAAGCUUAGCCCAUCGAAACAACGUCGGGAGUCUACCGAAGAUCGCCGUCCAUGGCGCAGAGGCCGCUCUGUAGAGCUCGAUCGUCUCGUUCCUGACGCUGUUGCUCCUCCACCUUAUGGCGACGAAUCCAGCUCGGCCCUAGCACUGCCUGUCACUCGUUUGUCCGAUUCGUCGGGUGAGCAGCGAAGUUCUGGAGAACACGUCACUUAUGCUACCACUACCACUACUCAUACCAUCUCUACUACCACGACGCUUUUCAGACUGCCCCGCCGUAACAAGAAGAAUAAAUCGCUAUUUCCCUUACCUGAUAAACAGUCAUCUCCACCCAACCCACCUCNNCAGAAUCAGAAACCCCUCAUGGCACACCUCGACCCUCGACCANGCGCUAUCUCGACAAACUCUAAUACUGAGUCGCCAGAAAGACAGAGACGACCUCCUCCUCUUAGUGCCUUACAGCGACGCCAUACUGAGGCCUCGCGCCCACGCUUGUUCCUUUCGUCUUCUCCAGCGCCUGCUCAACUUGCAAAGUCAUCUAUCGCUGCUCUUGCCACUCACGGGGGCGCUCCAUUAUUCAGGAAUGAUUCGAGCAUCUCUGCUCAUUCGAAUGGCUCUUCACCAGUACUGCAUCCACCACGUCGAUUCGGGUUACGAGAUAGGUCUUCGACCGUGAGUUCGUUCGGACGCCGUUCUGAGGACCAUACUCCUCCUACGCCGCCUGUACCGUCUAGCGCUCGCAACUCGACCUCAACUUCGGGACGGACUAGCUUGGGCGGUCUUCUUGGAUUCAACCGAUUCCGACACAAUUCCGACCUUCGGGAUCGCAAUUCCUCGCCUGGAUUCCAUUCGAAGUCUAAUUCGUUAUCUCCUAGCGUGCAUGAGCCUUUAGUGAUACCUGAUCGCGAAGACGGCGAUACCCCAGGCAAAUAUCUAGAACGACUGCAAGCUGCCGUUUCACGAAGUCUUAUCGCUGGUAUACUAUCGAAAUCAUCUGACCCAUUCGCUCAGGCUGUUUUGCGAAGUUAUUGUCGCAAGUUCUCUUUCUUCGGAGAGCCGAUUGAUAUGUCGCUACGCAAAUUCCUCUUGGAAGCAGAGUUGCCAAAGGAAACACAGCAAGUGGAUCGAGUUAUACAAGCUUUUGCCGAUCGAUACCACGAGUGCAACCCUGGUAUCUUCAUGUCCCCUGAUCAAGCUUAUAUUAUCGCUUUCUCGUUGAUGAUGCUGCAUACUGAUGCUUUCAACAAGAACAACAAGCGGAAGAUGCAGAAACACGACUACAUCAAGAACACUAGUGGUCAGAACGUAUCAGACGAUGUUCUGGGUUGCUUCUACGACAAUAUUUGUUACACUCCUUUCAUUCAUUUCGAGGAGGAAGUUGACAUCAAUGGAGAGCGCCUGCUGACAUUCAAGCCAAAGAAGAGCAAGCUUCGUGGAAGCAUACCCGACCCUGGAAGGAAAAACAGUGGACCAAUCGACCCCUACGCUUUGAUUUGUGACGGCAAACUGGAUUCUCUGCGCCCUUCAAUCAAGGAUUCGAUAACCAUGGAAGAUCCUUACAGUUACCUGGGCACAGCAAACUUCUUUGACAUGAAGAAAUUGCAAAAAGCUUUUGUGAAUACUGCAGUCCUCCAGAUCAUCUCUGCUCGGUCUCGACCCGCUGCUUUUGAGUCACAAGCUACUCGCGACAACCCUAGUGAGUCAGCCAUAGGAUUGGUAGAUCUCAAGGUCACUAAAGUCGGCGUCUUGUGGCGAAAGUCGACAAAGCGCAAGAAGACACGAUCUCCAUGGCAAGAGUGGGGUGCUAUUUUAACUGGAUCUCAACUUUACCUCUUUAAAAAUGUUACCUGGGUGAAGGGAUUGAUGUCACAGCAUCACUCACAUGUCAAGCAAGAAGGUACUAACGCGCCUGUAAUCUUCAAGCCUCCAAUUCAAGAUUUCAAGCCGGAUGCUCUUAUCAAAACCGAUGAUGCUGUUGCUUUGCUCGAUCGCAGCUAUUUGAAGCACAAGGACGCUUUCACUUUGGUCCGUCAUGGCGGUCAAGAGGAGGUCUUGCUCGCCGAAAACGAAUCCGAGGUCAAUGAUUGGAUAGCUCUGAUCAACUACGCCGCAGCCUUCAGAUCUGCUGGUGUCAGAAUUCGUGGUUUCAUUGGCGGAACGGACACCGAUGUCACAAUCAACAGUCGUGGCAGACUCAAUUCUACAGCAUCUGUCGAUUCCUCAAUCAAUGCAUCUAUUGGCUCUGCCUUGGGUUCGACAAUAACACAUGACGGGCAGGUUACUAUGGAGAAGAGGGAUCUUACUCCUCAGCUUGUUAGGCAGGUAUUGGCUGCCCGACGACAAAUCAUGUUACAAACCAUAGUAGAGUCGGAAAGAGAGGUGACCGAUGCAAUCAGGAACCUUGAGAACAUGAUGCGAAAUGCUCGCCAUCUGCUCAUCUUGGCACCUAUCCAACCGAAGACAAGAGAAGACGUGUGUCACGCCACCGCACGCAUGGAUGCCAACUUGAAAUGGAUCAGACGUGACAUCUGGCGGACCAAGUGUCACAGGGACAUCCUUUCACUGGACUUACAAGAAGAUGGAGACAUUUUCGAUAGCAAGCUACCAGCUCCGAUACCGACUAUUCGCAAGACUAGUGGGCUUCAGAAGACGGUCUCAAGAACCAGCUCUGCCAUCAACCAACAAACAAGCCCGCAGUCGCCAGCCCACUCGCCUCGACUGAACAGCAGCGAUGGUCAGGGCGAAGGUGUAUUCAACAGAGAUGUUUUCAAGACACCGCCUGAACAUGCACUAAGAUAUGGGGAUGCUUGGCAGCUUCCUACAAGUCCAUUGGACCUUAACAGCUCGCAACAGGCCCGUCGUCCUUCCACUAUCAGCAAUGCGCAGUCUGUUAUCCGAAAGCACAGUGGCGCUGCUAUGUCAGUCACUUCUAGCGUACCAGAUGGAGACAGACACCUCUCAUCUGCUGCCUCUGACGCCGCUUCCCGUAAUGGCCGCUUGACACCUACUCGAAGUUUCGAGAGUCGCGAUCACGAAGCAGUGCUUCUCGCGAGAGACCCUCUGGUCCCAACGGCGACUGUUGCUACUCAUUCAUCCGCUGGACACCCUGAAUCGUCAAACGCGACUCCAGAAAGCUCUUCCAAGGUCAAGAGCGGAAGAAGAAGUUUGCACCGUACGCUGCGGGAUGGGCGUCGCGAAGCAUCUACUUCACAGCGUCACCGAAGAGGCAAGGAGAGUGCUAGCACUAUUCGCUCAGAUGGGAGUCGUGCCGAUGAAUCAGUCGAGGCCACUCCAGGACUGGAGAGAAAGGCGGCUAGAUUCAUGGUUCAUGGCAAGCAAGCUUCAGUCGUCACUUUUGGCGCAGAUUGGGCAGAAGAGAAGAUGCGCCGUGAACUCGCCCGAAAGCAUUCCGCAUCGACGCAGGAUAGUACCGAGGAGAGUGGACCAGACGCCAACUUACAAUAUCACGUUGCUCAAGCCUUGUCCUCAUCCAGUGAUCAUAGUGCCAUCAGCCCGAAUGCUGCAGGAAAGUUGAACCUUCGCAUUCCUACAGUGCAUGAAUGGCAAGCCAAUCCUGCUGAUAAAACGCCGACUGCUGCGGUUGACAAACAGCUGGUGGAUCCCUUCAAUCUUCAACAUGAGCUGACAACCCCGACAAUCAUGUCAAGCGAUGAUGAUCUGGACUCUUACUUUGACGCGAACAGUCCACGAUCAGAUAGGGUGCGCGUUGCUUCAAACAAAUUUUCCGAUUCCCAGGGGCUAGAAAACGCGCUGGACAUUCACGCAAGACCUGAAGACCUCCCACUCCNNCCUUCAUCGCCUCCUUCAGUUGUCGAGCAAGGCAAUCCAGACGACAACACUAUCCCGUUCUCUCGAUACAUCGAGAACGAAAAAUUGCGUGAGCUCAUCUCACCACCAAAAUAA